GGAGGAGGGAGAGAAGAUAGGGAGGAAGAGGUAGGCGGAGAGAGAGGGAGGAAAGAAGAGGAAGAUUUAGAGGGCGUAGGAGAAGAAGAGAGAAGAUACUGAGGUGGGAAAAGGAGUGACGAACGGCAGAGAGAAGAACGGAAAGGGAGAUAGAAAUUGACAGAAAGAGAAGAGAGUGAGAAGAGAAGGAAAGGAGAAGGCAGGUUGAAGAGACGGAGAAGAUAUGUAGCAGUUCACAUUAUAUUUAAGAGUGAUAUUAUUACGCUUAAUAAAGAGUGAAUUUUGUAAUAUUUGCAAAAGACCAGGUGAAAAAAAAGAGUGGAGAAGUGCACAAAUAAAGAAAAAUAAUGGAAAUAAACUAAAAAAAACACCAGAAAAAGAGAAAAGAAGGACAAAACGAUAAGGAAACACACACACCAAACACGCAGAUUGCAACAAAGAAUAAAAAAAAAACGAUUAGGAAACACAAACACUAAACACACGAUAGUGUUUAUAUCAUCAUUAACUAUCGCGUUUCAAACCUGUGACUUCAGUAAGAGGAGGAUUAUAAAUACAUUACGUAACACUGUCCCGGUUCCCUCUUUGAAGUUGGAGGACGAUUGUGAAUAAGAAAAUAAUUAUUUACGCCGCAGUGACGUCAGACGCGUUUUAAAACAAUUUUCUAAAUACACGCUCCACUCGUAGUGUUCGAAUCGAUCAUCGAAAUUACCUACGGCUACUUUUUAGACUUAUAUCAUAUUCUAAGACGGAAAUGAUAUUAGUGUUGUUAAGACGGUAGCAAGGAGUUCAGAAAUUCAUAUCAACGCCAUGUCUUCACCAAAGUCUCCGAAGUCAGCGCUCAGCAAAAUCGGAUUAGGACGCCCAAGACCACUUCGCGUGCUCGUGUUGGGACAAGCGGGUGUCGGAAAGUCUGCCCUGGUCGUCCGAUACAUCACCCGGAGAUACAUCGGCGAGUAUGACCCAUCGCUGGAGCGUGUUUACCCUCACACCGCGGUCGUGGAUUCGGAGACGUUGGCGUUCGAAAUCCUCGACUCGGCCGGGCAUUCGCAUGAGACCGACAGCGUGCGUCUGGAAGCCAACAUCCGGUGGGCUGACGUCUUCAUCCUGAUGUACUCCGUGACAGACAAGUGCAGCUUCGACGACUGCAACAGACUCAAGUUCCUCAUCAAUUAUAACAAGAGGAAGCGAAGGAUUGCAAGCCCGACUUCGAAGGAGAGCGCGUGGGAGGUGCCGGUGGUGCUCGUCGGGAACAAGAAGGACCAGGGAGGCGACCGCAUGGUGAGCAGCGAGGACGGCCUCAAGAGGAGCAGGGACAUCGGCUGCCACGCCUUCCACGAGAUCUCCGUCAGGGAGAGCAUCGAGGAGGUAUCCCGUGUCUUCAGCGACGCCGUCAGGUACUGGCGAGAGGUCAUGCGGACGCCCAAGCUGCGGCGUGCGUCGUCCGACCUCCACGACCUCCCGCACGAGUCGUCGAAGGCCCUGCAGCCCCCCGUCAGCGUACCCGGUGAGUCGGUGGGUUGGUGA
Penaeus indicus is the source of this 1524-nucleotide messenger RNA. RefSeq names its product ras-related and estrogen-regulated growth inhibitor-like. Lineage: Eukaryota; Metazoa; Arthropoda; Malacostraca; Decapoda; Penaeidae. Bases 808 to 1524 code for a protein of 238 amino acids. The record is from RefSeq and is a predicted model, not a curated record. The transcript is spliced from 5 exons. Gene Ontology annotation, molecular function: GTP binding; GTPase activity.